GACGAGAGAAGUUUCUAAAUAUUCCGAUCUAUAACGAUUUAUAAUCUCCGGAUCUCAAACUUUAUUCUGUAUCGGAUAGGGAACCGGUGGACUCCCAGGCAACAUAACAAGCAGAAAGAUCCUAGAGUAUCGGUACCAGCUAUCCCGACGCAUUAUUUGUCUCAUAUCCACUCCAUAUUGAACAUACUGUCAGGGGGUAUGAGACUUGCAGUUCAAUAUGCAAGUACCGAGCAGCAGCCGGAGCCACAAAUCCGGAUAUCCACGAAGUUUGCCCGGCGCCAGGGUGAGAUCUGCAAGUGUAUUUGUAACCAAAUCAGAGUUAUGCACGUUUUUAUUGUCAGAAGCAUUAAUAUUACUAUGCUGUGGACGGUUGCGGGGGAUGUUUUCCGAUAUGCAGAAUAUCCGAUGAAAUCUCACUUCCGAAGUAGCUUACCCCGGAUAUCGAGUCAAUUAAUUUUCCCGGUUUACAGGAUGUCUUUCUUUCGGAAGCUGUUGACAGUCACGCAAAAGAAAGGGGGACAAGAGAAGCAGAAAAUAUGGAUGAAGAGUCAGAACUCAGGCGAGAAAUCAAGUGCAAGAAAUAUGUUCUCACGCGAAUUCGAGCCGUGGACCGUGUUAGUAGGUGAUGUUUAUGACAGGGAUGUCCUGGUGCAGGACUCCAGUGCUGGGUAUAUAUCGCGGUGUAAUGUGAACACCAACACGGGUGCAUCGUACACUUUCAAACAUUCAUCGUCUCUAGUACCAUUUCUCUCCCAAGCCAUUCCACCACACAACCGUUGUACUGACCGGGAUUAUAGGUAACCAAGCAAAACGCUCUCGACCGAGAGCCGUUGACGUUCACUAUGUCCUACCACCGUACACAACCUAAGCCAUACUGUCUCGCUUAACCUCCCAUUCCCAGCCACAACCGACUACCAAGCAAGGACUUCUUUCCGCCGUGACAUGGAACCAGAAGGAACCAGAAAGAAGCUCAACCCAAAAAGACCGGCGUUGCGCCGAUAAUGGUCAUCUGGCCU
Aspergillus ruber CBS 135680 is the source of this 1016-nucleotide messenger RNA. RefSeq lists its product as uncharacterized. Bases 199 to 801 code for a protein of 200 amino acids. The record is from RefSeq and is a predicted model, not a curated record. The transcript has a single exon. Lineage: Eukaryota; Fungi; Ascomycota; Eurotiomycetes; Eurotiales; Aspergillaceae.